GGUAAAAUGUAAACAAAGUUUGUAAAAAAAUGUUUUGAUUAAAAUAUUCAGUUUUUAAAGAAUGUCGAAUGUAGAAAAGGAUUUAAAAGUUAAAGUAUUAGUCUUGGGGAAUUCCGGGGUGGGGAAAUCUUCGUUCACGCAUCUAUUAUGUCAUAAUCAAGCAAAUAAAAACCCAGGUUAUACAAUCGGAUGUACAAUUGAUAUUAAACUCCACGAAUACAAACCAGGGACGUCGGAAGAGAAAACUUUCUGCAUCGAGAUUUGGGACAUUGGUGCUUCUAAUAGCCAUGCAAGUAGCAGGUUCAUAUUUUACAACAACAUAAACGGGAUCAUUCUAGUACAUGACCUCACCAACUCCAAGUCCUUACAUAACCUCCCUAUUUGGUUAAACAAUGUAUUGAAGUAUGAUUCAACUGGUGGACUUACAUCGGUUAAAGUUAGUUCACAAAACACAAGUGCAGGAGAUGAUUCAGCCCAAUGUUCCAUUCCUUUACUUAUGGUUGGUACAAAGUUAGACUUGGUGGGCGAUAACAGAAGAAGUGAGGUUUCAGCGCGUAGCAAACAAACUGCUGUGGAUCUGGCUUGUAGUGAAAUACAACUGGACAACAUAGAGACAAAGUAUAUUGCUGCUGGUUCGGGGAAUGCAGUUAAACUCAGCAGGUUCUUUGACAAGGCGAUUGCUCAUGCGCUACAACGACGAACAACGACGUCUAUGACAGGACAAUCACCUCUGAUCGACCGACGGGGUUCAAUUGGAAGUUUGGAACGAAGAAGAAGCAACCUGGGUGCUUCGUUUAAUAGAAGGAUGAAGACGGGACACCAGGAUUGAUGGGUAUACAUGAAAUUAUCCAAGGACAAUUCAUCAAACCUCUAAUAUAUAAGAAGAUCUUGUAUUACAACAAUGGCCAUCAGCUCUUGCUCAUAACUUGUUGGAUUUGUUAUUGUACAAAGUUAUAUAGUAGAGUAGAGGAAGAUGGGACACCUUUUCAUUCUAUUUUCACGCCCCAUAUGGUAGUAAACAAAGAACAUUCAAAGAAAUAUGAAAAAAUAUGUUUGAAUAUUAUGUGCUAAAGGUGUUCUGUCUUCUCCCACUCUAUUAUAUUGAACCUUUGGUGCAAUUCAAUGUGACAAUAAAGUAUUUUGAUACUCUAAAUCUUACAAGAGUAACAAUGU
Ciona intestinalis (vase tunicate) is the source of this 1173-nucleotide messenger RNA. The record is from RefSeq and is a predicted model, not a curated record. Lineage: Eukaryota; Metazoa; Chordata; Ascidiacea; Phlebobranchia; Cionidae.